Messenger RNA from Paraphaeosphaeria sporulosa, 851 nucleotides. RefSeq lists its product as uncharacterized. The coding region runs from base 205 to 627 and encodes 140 amino acids. The transcript has 3 exons. The record is from RefSeq and is a predicted model, not a curated record. Lineage: Eukaryota; Fungi; Ascomycota; Dothideomycetes; Pleosporales; Didymosphaeriaceae.
AUACAACGUACAUAUAUAUUGGCGAGUGCGAUUUUCUCUGUACUCCUCGCGCAGCAAGCAAUAGUGCUUGCUGAACCAUUGCCGCGCAAGUGCGCUACCCGAUGCAGGACCUCGGGCAUACGUCAAGGUCUCCAUAUUUGCUCGUCGUGAAAGAAAACACCACAUCUCGACCCCGCACAGAAACACUGGAAUAUUAACAAUACCAUGUCGUCCUACACCUCCGAAUAUCCCUCGAUACCCUUCGAGCCCGCAUUCAAGAAGUUCUUCGAAGACUUCUACGCAACCUCCGAUAUUCCCGAUGCGCACGAUGCAUACGUGCAAUUUUUCACCAAAGAUGCGGCGCUCAUAAUGGCAUCCAAAAAGGCACAGGGCUCGGAAGAAAUCCUCGCGCUCCGCAAAGGUCUGUGGGACAAGGUCGCCAGUCGUGUGCACAACCCGAUCAAGAUCUUUCCGUAUGGUCCGAAUUCAAAUGAGGUGAUGCUGCAUGGAACGGUCAAGUAUGGGUUAAAGGCUGGCGGGGAGUCGAGUUUAGAUUGGGCGGCGUAUGCGAGGUUGGUCAAGGAGGAGGAGAAGGUCAAGAUGGAAUUCUAUCAGGUGUAUCUGGAUACUGGUGCGCAGGCUAAGUGAGAUAUGUCAAUGUAGGCAAGCGACAAAGUAGACUUCACUGAGCUAAUUCUUCGUUCAUUGCUUCUGUCCUGUGGAUACACAAUGAAGUCUGUACUGAUCCUCCUGUACAAACAACCUGUCAUCUUUUCAUAUUCUGGGUGGUCGUCGUUCUUCUGCAAUGGAAGCUGCAGCUGUACCAGACAGGUGGGAUUAACCCGCAACCCAGCUCAAUCUUAAGGCUUUCC